Molecule: messenger RNA, 288 nt
Organism: Ceraceosorus bombacis
Lineage: Eukaryota; Fungi; Basidiomycota; Exobasidiomycetes; Ceraceosorales; Ceraceosoraceae
Source: the annotation of a GenBank genome assembly
AUGCCGAUCUCGCCACGCAAAGCUACGGUUCGCGUCGCAUAGAACCGUGUAGCUGUCGACGGUCGCCUUUUGCCUUCCGCCAUGUUUUGAUCAUCUACGUUCGUUCCCGCCGCAAUGCGCUGACCUUGCGACGCCGUGCGACAGUUGGCCUACGUCGCAAGUGGAGCUCUCGCAGCCGUCGGAGCAUCUCAGCAUGCGCAUGAGGCGCUCUGCAACGACACAAGUAGACUGUGUCUGCAGCGUGGCAACUCAGAUCAACGAGAGACACAUGUCUCUCCGCGAAGUUGA